AUGAAUCUUAGCAAUAAAAAAGUUUCCUUGAGCAUAAAGAAAUUAAUGAAACAAUUGUUUAAGCGACACAAAUGCCGAAAAGGUGCCAAUGUGAAACACUGUAAUAAAAAGGACAACAAGGAAUCAAUGAUGCCUUUGGCGAGUAGGCUUGAUGGCAGUCAUUAUAUAGAUCUUAAAAGUGAAAACAAUGAAUCUUUCUGUACCUCGGAAAACAACUAUACCAUUAGUCUACAUACCAAUGAAGUUUCUCUUCUAUCCACCGACUAUACCAUCUGCGAUUACCUAUUUCCCCAACAACCCUAUGAAUUGGAAGACUUCGAUAUUAGUAUCUUAACCACAAUCCCUGUACACUUUCUACAUACCCAGACGGGAGCAUUUUUUUGGACUUCAGAAAGUGAACUACCACCUGAUAAUGAUUUGGUGGAACCAUUGGCUUGCUCCACCUAUAAUCAGCUGGCAUGCAUGCAAUAUCCUUGA
Molecule: messenger RNA, 477 nt
Organism: Stomoxys calcitrans (stable fly)
Lineage: Eukaryota; Metazoa; Arthropoda; Insecta; Diptera; Muscidae
Product: enhancer of split m4 protein-like
Exons: 1
Coding region: 1-477 (158 amino acids)
Biological process (GO): Notch signaling pathway; sensory organ development
Source: RefSeq, a predicted model, not a curated record